Messenger RNA from Notechis scutatus (mainland tiger snake), 708 nucleotides. It is a transcript of the gene BHLHE23, whose product is annotated as basic helix-loop-helix family member e23. The record is from RefSeq and is a predicted model, not a curated record. Gene Ontology annotation, biological process: positive regulation of transcription by RNA polymerase II; axon development; sensory organ development. Lineage: Eukaryota; Metazoa; Chordata; Lepidosauria; Squamata; Elapidae. Gene Ontology annotation, cellular component: nucleus. Gene Ontology annotation, molecular function: DNA-binding transcription factor activity, RNA polymerase II-specific; protein dimerization activity; E-box binding.
AUGGCCGAGCUCAAGGCGCUGGGCGGCGAGUCCUACCUGGCCCUGGCGCAGAGCUACAACCAGACGGCUUUCGCCUACGGCGCCGUGCGGGGCGCGGGCGAAGCGGGUCGCGGUUACUCCGGAGGCGCGGGCGGGCUGGCUUUCCCGGCGGCGCAGCUGGGCAAAGCGGCGGAGAGCAGCGGAGAGCAGAGCGGCGACGACGAGGAAGCUUUCGAAGGCUCCAAGGCCGGCAGCCCGACCUUCGAGCGCGGCGGCGGAGACGAGGCCAAGCUGAAGGCCGGCGGCGGGGGCGGCGGCGCCCUCGGGCCCAAGAAGCCCAAGGAGCAGCGCUCGCUGCGCCUCAGCAUCAACGCCCGCGAGCGGCGGCGGAUGCACGACCUGAACGACGCGCUGGACGGCUUGCGCUCCGUCAUCCCUUACGCGCACAGCCCGUCGGUGCGCAAGCUCUCCAAGAUCGCCACGCUGCUCCUGGCCAAGAACUACAUCCUGAUGCAGGCGCAGGCCCUGGAGGAGAUGCGGCGUUUGGUGGCCUACCUCAACCAGGGCCAGACUCUCGGCGCCUCCAUCCCGCCCGGCUUGGCUCCCUUCGGACAAUCGGCUGCCGUCUAUCCCUUCACGGGCGCCGCCUUGCCGAACUGCCCCGAGAAAUGUACUGCCUUUGCCGGAGCCGCCUCGGGGCUUUGCAAACACUGCAGCGAAAAACCCUAA